AUAAAUAAACCAGUGGGUCGGAUAAGUGAAGGGGAUUUCUUGUGAAGUUUGUAAAUAGCUUAUCGAGCUCGCACUCAGCACUGCGGGGAUUACUCAAACUAACCUCGGAGAUGAGUUAAAAUUACCUUCAUCCCGUGCUAAAAGAGCUCGUCAGGAUGAUUCCUGUGGUGCCCGAGUUGUUCACUCAUGUUUUGGCUGAGUUUGACAAUUUUGACCCUUUAAUUUCUGCCCUGCGCCUGGAUUCAGGCAGACUUAAGUGCAUAUGCCUUGCAGUGUCACGGAAAUGGCUUGCUCUUGGCACGUCAGCAGGAGGACUGCACCUCAUCCAGAGAGAUGGAUGGAAACAGAGACUUAUCCUCUCCCACAAGGAGGGUGCAGUCACGCAUGUAGCAUGUUGCCCUCACGAUGAAGACUUUAUUACUGUAGCAACAAGUGAGGGUCUUGUAGUGAUUUGGGAGCUGCAGGUAGAGCAGCGAGGGCGUCCAAAGCGGGCAUGUGUAUCAUGGGAGCACAGCGGCCAGGCCAUAACAGCUCUGUGUUGGGAUACAGCAGCCCUACGAGUGUUUAUUGGGGACGCAGCAGGGAAAGUGUCUUUUGUACGUGCUGGUACCUCCAAACUCGGCAAGGGUUCAGGAUUUGUGAUCUUCCCAGUUCAGAACAUCACUACAGUUGACUCUCAUGUGGUACAGUUGGGAUACCUGGAGGGUCAUCUGCUGGUUUCUUCUCUUAGCCGGUGCUACCUCUGUGACACCGAAAGGGAGAAGUUUUGGCGAGUGGGGAAUAAGGAGCGUGACGGAGAGUACGGAGCUUGUUUUUUGCCACAGCAGCAGACCGGAUCAAGGACACCAGGGGCAGGCACUGCUCAUCUCGUGUACUGCGCUCGACCAGGCUCGCGCAUUUGGGAGGCCAACUUCAGUGGAGAGGUGCUUAGCACCCAUCAGUUUAAACAGUUGCUUGCCUGCCCUGCUCUGCCUCUCAUCUCUUGCAAGAAUGAGCCACAUUAUAACCCAGGUCAGAGGAGUCCUCAGUCCCUUGCCUUUCCUCGACUUCUUCACCUCAGUGAUCAUAACCUCCUGACAUGGACAGACUCUGCCAUUUAUAUCUUUACACCCCACAGUGGGCAGGUUUUGCUAUGGACGAAAAUGAAAGAUAUUGUAGACAUAGCAGUGUUUCGCAAUGAACUGUUUUGUCUCCAUGGUGAUGGACAUUUGUCUCAUCUGCUGUUGAUGCCUGCUGAACGCUGUGUGGAGAGACUGAUGAAGCGAGAGAGCUGGACACUGGCUGCUACUGUCUGUUGCAUGUUCCAGCACGCUAUAGUAACAUGCAGGGCAAGAAAGACCAUCCCUAUUGAUCGCUUGGAGCAUCUCAAGGCCCAGCUAAACCCCGCCUCCCAGCAGGAGCUGAUUGGUCAACUGGAUGCAUUGAUCAGCAAAUUGGAACCUUUGGACUCUGCCUGUAGCAGUCGCAGAAGCAGUAUCUCUUCUCAUGAAAGCUUCAGUGUGCUGGACUGUGGCAUCUACCGCGUCAUCAGCCGUAGAGGCAGCCAGUCAGACGAUGACACCAGCUCCCUCCUUAGCCAGUCAAUCCUGGAGGAUGAAAGGAUGAAGGAGUUUAGCUUUACUCAGGAGGAGGAGCAGGUGGAGCCUGACCCCCAGUCAUGUGUGCGUGUAGAGGGGGACAAAUCAGAUCUCGGCCUGCAGUUCCACCUCCCACUCUCAUUCCGUCCAAAACCACCACUCACCGCACUGCAGGCUGUUAAAGACAGUGUUUCAAGCUUUGUGAAGAAAACUACGGAAAAAAUCAACAAUCUGCAGAUGAACUCUGACCUCUGGCCCCGACCUGACCAUAGGGAUGGUGGACAGGGUGAGGUUGCACCCUCACUGACUUCUUGUCCGGACGAAGUAGACGAUGGGGAGACUUGUGAGCAAGCAGAGAAUGAGUUACACGAGCUAAGGGUGGCAACAGAGAAAGCCAUCUUACAGAUCCAGGACCCUCUCGUUCUCUUGGAUCCCAGGUGCUUGACAGAAGUGCUUCUAGAGUGGAUCCCUGUCCUAGAAAGGGUCUUGGGUCCAGAGAACCCCAGCAGCAGAGAGAGGGAGAAUGAGGAGAUAAAGGAAGAGAAGAACGGCUUGGAAAUGGAAGAUGAUGACUCGGGCAGCCAAGCCUGUUCUGCUGUCCCUCAGGAUGACCAUGGAGUAGGACACCGGUCAGAAUCGGAGCACACCUCAAACCUUCUAGAGGAAGAAAGCCUCACAGACACUAACCUCAGCUCCACUGAUUUAAUUACGGUGUCUGCAGUCGCUAUUGUAGCUCCAGUGGCAUACACCUUGCCCUCAGACCUCCAGGAUGACCUCUCUCAACUUGCAUGCCUCUACAUGGACUUGGGCUGCCCAGGUGGAAUAAGUGACGGAGGGGUGGAGAGGGUUUGUGUGUUUCUGCGGAAGUUCUUUUUCCUGCUGGAUAGGGAGAGAGUGAGGAAGAUGUGCACUUUGAGGUACAGGGAGCAGCCAGACAUCCUAAAUACCUACAUUGCUUGCAUGCUAGAGUUUACCCAGGCCAGUAAAGUGGUGGAAGUCAUUCAGAAAGGAGAUUUACUGAAGUCACUGCGCAGUCUGAGAGAGCUGCAGCCCUGGAAUGCUCCAGUGCUCCUCACACACCUUUACAGACUGUAUGAAAAGCAUGGAGAGAUGGCCGUUCGGGCAUAUCCCCAGUUCUAUCCUACAAUCCUCCCCUCUGACAUCAUCGCCAUGGUCCAGCCAAGUCACUUUUUGCCUUAUCUAGACAACCUGGUUCAGUCACAAGCUGAAGAACAAAGACUCUCCUUUUUAGGGUCACUCCUUCAGCCUGAGACACUACGACAAGUUUGGUUGGAUCUAGCUCUUAGCCAUGAUGCACCACGGAAAGAUGAUACGUUGACAGCUGACGGACACCCAAAGUGGCACUCUCAUUACUUCUGCUGGGGUUAUGGGCGUCUGCUGUCUUUGCUGAUCCGCCUCCCUGCCGACUUCGACUCCAAACAGAAGAUGAUGGAGUCGUGCAGACUUCAUGGUUUCUGGACAGGAUAUCUCUAUCUGUGCAAAGAACUGCAAAGGCGCACUGAGGCUUUCUCUGCCAUCUGUAGAUUGGAUGAUAUGAGUCUACUAGAGGAACCCAAUGGUAUUGUUCCACAGACCAUGGAAGAAUGGAUGUUCCUGAUUCAGCUUUGUCAACAGAGAAACUCCAUGAGCCCUUCAACAGCCAUUUCACUUCUCCCUUCUGACCCUAACAUCUGCCCCUCCAUGCCCAAUACAGUUAAUGGCACCAGUGCCGAUAACUGUGUGAAUAACACCAAUGGUAAAGGUGGUGAUGAUGAUGAUGAUGAUGAUGAUAGGCCCUUUGACCCGAUCAAUGGUUCAGCAGAUUGGAGCAGCCAAAUCAGUAUGGAGAAGUUAGUACUGUGCCUGGCGCGGAUUGUAGGGCCUGACCAGGCCCUAGCAGCGCUGCAGGAGUGUGGGCUGCACUUGGAGCUGAACACUCACGCUACGCUGGUGUGUGAGCUCCUGAGAGUGGCAGAGAAGAGGCAGAGAGCUCUGAUCCAGACCAUGCUGGAGCGCUGUGAUCGGUUCCUCUGGUCUCAGCAGGCCUAAUGAAGAAUCGUCUUCUCUGAUCUGCUCAUGUCCUGACUGAACCCCUUCAUAAACCCCUGGGACAUUCUGCCUGCACACUUCUAGCUUCUCCACUACAGUCUGCUUUCAUAUGUCCAAGAUCCUAGGUAUAUUACUCUCAGCGUCUACGUGUUUGUCUGAAUCCAGUUUUACUUUUCACUAUCAGCUGGUUCAGUGUUGUUGAUCAGAUUGUAGUUUAGCACUCUUUCUCUGGGACACUUUGUUUUUUGUUCUUUUGAGCCAUUUUAAUAAAUAAUAAUAAUAAGUUCAAUUUAUAUAGCGCCUUUCUCAAAACCCAAGGUCGCCUUACAGUUAUAGGGAAUAAAUAAAUAAAGUCCACCAAAUAGAGGCCAGGAUGUCAUCCCAAUGGUGUAGCAGCCAGAGUCCCACCAAAAGGCGCACGAAAACAAGUCCUACACCACCGGCACAGCUGCUGCGACGAUGCCAGCAACAUCACUUGGAACACCACGCCAUGGAUCCACAAAGCGAGCACAGAAGCACUGCCACACAGAGCGCCGGUAUGUCUCAAACCGCCUGCACAGCCGCCGCGACGACACCAAGCAACAUCGGUCGGAACACCACGCCAAGCACUAAAGCACAGAGCGCUGGAUAACCACGAUGUUAAAAUGAGCAACGAGCUCACUGCAGUCCAUAGCUGGGAGCACAGGCAUCACCCACAGCGAACCAAGGCCUGGAGGGAACCGACGCCCAAAACCGGGUCUGGAGCUACACCACAACCGGCGGACAAAAACAAACAUCAAAUUACACAAACACUAAAUAAAUAAAUAAAUAAAUAAAAUAAAGAGAGAGAAAAUAAAAUUAAAAAAGCUCCGGUAAAUAAAUAGGAUGUGUUCCCACAAAAUGAGUCCAGUGUAGUCUUCUGAGAUUUAUCAAUUUGAAAUGAGAGUGCAUAUAAUGUAAAGUAACCUAUAACUAUGACUUUUUGUAGGCCAAAUAAAUGUGUGCUAUGCAUUAAUUUCAGUUUACACAUCAUUACGUUUAUAGCCGAUUUUCUCCAAACUUGAUUUCCUGUUAAGAUGGUGAUACCUUAAAUCUUUUCACUAAUUUAUCUGAAUUGGCUGUACUAAAUUCAGCAAACGACCCCUUAUUUUAAGAUAAUUAACAAUAGAUUUAGAAUAUUCAAUGAAACCUUUAAUUUUUUUUUUAGCAACUGAACUCAUUUUGCCCUGCCUCUCGCCCAUAGUCAGCUGGCAUAGGCUCCAGCUUGCCUGCGACCCUGUACAGGAUAAGUGGCUACAGAUAAUGGAUGGAUGAACUCAUUUUGUGGUGACGCACUUCAAAUUAUGUUUUUGGUGCUCUUUAAAGCAAAAUUUUACUUUCAGAUGCAGUUUUUCAACGAUAAGUUUGCAAUUAUGCUAUGUAGCUGUGUGUGAGAAUAUCCAGACCAACAUGUCAGGCAGGUUUGUUUGCUAAACACUCCUAAAAAUGUUCAAAUACUGUCUUGAGAAAAAUGAACUUAUUUGAAAAUAUGCUUUGCUUAACAGAGUGAGUUGUAUUUAUACACCAUGUACUAAACCCAUUUUAUUUGUAUUUUUUAUAUUUAUUGGAAAUAAUGUUUCACAGAAGCUCAAACCUUACCUUAAAUCAUUCUUUUUACUGUUACAUAAACAUGUAUUAACUGUGUAAAUUUCAUGUCUUUUUCUGCCUGGUCCCAUUUGUUGUAGCUGCUGAACUUUCAGUUAUGAUUGUAUUUUAACAGUAUUAACAAUUUUUCAUAAUAUUUUUAAAUAUUAUUUGCUUAGAGUUAUUUCUCUAUUGAAUUGAACUUUCUUUUAAAAUACAGUACCAGUCAAAAGUUUGGACACACCUCCAAUCCAAUCCAAUGUUUUUUCUGUAUUUUUAUGAAUUAAAAGUCACUUCAUGUCUUAAAGUAAUGAUGGAUGUUUUUUCUCUUUACUUAGUUGAGCGGUUCUUGACAUAAUAUGGAUUACUACAGUUGUGGAAUAAGGCUAUUUACUGUAUUAUUAUUAUUUACUGUUUGAUCUCAAACACAUUAAGAAGGCAAGAAAUUGCACUAAUUAACUUUUGACAAGGCACCUGUUAAUUGAAAAGCAUUCCAGGUGACUCCUUCAUGAAGCUGGUUAAGAUAACGCCAAUAGUGUGCAAAGUGUCAUCAAGGCAAACGCUGGCUACUUUGAAGAAUCUAAAAUGUGAAACAUAUUUUGUUCUUUUUUAACAGUUUUUGUUUACUGCAUAAUUCCAUAUAUGUUCCAUGUUUUGAUGUCUUCCGUAUUGUUCUACAAUGUAGAAAAUAGUCAAAAUACAGAAAAACCUAUGAAUGAGUCGGGGUGUCCAAACUUUUGACUGGUACUGUACAUGGACAUGUAUAUGAACAAAAAUUGGAUACGAACAAAUUCCUUAUACAUGUUUAAUGCACAUUUUUAGUUGAAUACUUUUAUAGAGUUGUAUCUUAAGAUUAUGUAAUAAAAUAAGAGUGCGUAUUGUAUAAACUUUGUUUUGCCAUAGGCUUGCAGCCAUGGCUAGUGUGACGAUAAUAAACAUGUCUAAUGUAAGAA
Neoarius graeffei (lesser salmon catfish) is the source of this 6181-nucleotide messenger RNA. It is a transcript of the gene hps5, whose product is annotated as HPS5 biogenesis of lysosomal organelles complex 2 subunit 2. The record is from RefSeq and is a predicted model, not a curated record. The coding region runs from base 156 to 3626 and encodes 1156 amino acids. NCBI's taxonomy places the organism in Eukaryota, Metazoa, Chordata, Actinopteri, Siluriformes, Ariidae. Gene Ontology annotation, molecular function: protein binding. Gene Ontology annotation, biological process: developmental pigmentation. The transcript is spliced from 22 exons. Gene Ontology annotation, cellular component: cytoplasm.